Molecule: messenger RNA, 2103 nt
Organism: Alosa sapidissima (American shad)
Lineage: Eukaryota; Metazoa; Chordata; Actinopteri; Clupeiformes; Clupeidae
Gene: mea1
Product: male-enhanced antigen 1
Exons: 4
Coding region: 140-691 (183 amino acids)
Biological process (GO): spermatogenesis
Source: RefSeq, a predicted model, not a curated record
UUCAUGCUGACCAAUUUCCUUUUCCGCUCUACACAGGAAGCAAACACUGACUGAGGAAGUGUCAUUGCAGAAAACCUUUGACAGAUAAUACAGAAAACAAACGCAAGAGAGCUGUCGGCUGAGACCCCAGAGCCCGUGGAUGGAAGUCAUGGGUCCUGAAAGAAUUCUUCCGAACUCCGAGGAGGAAUUGGGACACGACCGUCCCUCCGACGGAGGAGCCGUGCCCGAGGAGUGGAGCGGAGAGGACAUGGAGGAAGAUGAAGCAGGUGCCCCUGACGAAGAGGAUGAAGACAACGGAGGCUACUACUACCAGCCCCUCAACCAAGACCCGGAUGGAAUGGUGUCGGUGCCCACCGAACAACCCGAGGACGCGGGCUCACACGCCGACCAGAUUCAAGAUGUCCAGGAACGAAUACAGGCGAUGGGUCUGCACCUGCCCCAACCCCCCGCUCCCGACAGCGAUGAUGAAGACGACCCGGAGGGCGCGGCUGCCAACAGCAGUCGAGCCUCCAUCCCCAUGGACGCUGACCACGUGGAGCUGGUGAAGAGGACCAUGGCUGCCGUGAACCUGCCCUCGCUGGGCAUCCCUCCCUGGGCACAGGACAUCUCCGACGACCAGUGGAAGGACAUGGUCCAGCAGACGCUGCAGACCCGGCAGAGCGCUGCCGAGCUUCCACUGGAGCGCAAGUGAGAAGUGGACGUCACGGCUGGACACACACACACACACACACACACACACACACCUCCGCUACACACACUUCAUCUCGCUAUUCCCUCUGCGUAAAAGACAAUUGUCCAGGAGUUACUGAGAUUAUGAGAUGUUGAGGAGGAAUUUAACUUUCUUGAUAAAAUGUUGAUCAGAACAGAAAGGUGAAAAUAAAUCUUAGAAUUGUGUCUUCAAAUGGAGGAUCCAUUCAGCUAAUUGUGAGACUAGAACAUAAUUGUGAGACUAGAACAUAAUUGAGACCAGACUGUUGAGUGGAAAAAAACACGAUUGCGGCUUACCGUCCAUGCAAAGAUCUCGUUAUACGAGACGAAGUUGAAGAGCUUCUGCUGAAAUCAUAAUGUCCACGAGGACAUGAGAACAUCCCAUAAUAUCCAUGAGGAAAUGAGCGCCCCCCUCCCCCCCAUCUCAACAUUCAUAAUAAGCAUUUCAUAACAUUCAGCUCAUGACCUCAUUUCAAACCUCCUCCUGGCCCGCGCUGCACACGCACGGAGAAGGGAGAGGCAGAGUGCGUGUGUGCAUGUGUGUUUGUGCGUGUGUGUGUGUGUGCGCUACAUGGGCAGGUGUCCACGGAGCAGGGAGAGGCAGGAGCCCUCCGCCACCAUCAUGAUGAGUGCUGAAUGACACAUCUGGAACUGCAUUAGAAAUCCCUAUGGAAAAACUAAAAAUGUCUAGAGCAGGUUAAUAUGAUGGUGCUGUUGGCAUGAGACUAGCCCUGUGUGUGUGUGUGUGUGCGUGCGUGCGCUACAUGGGCAGGUGUCCACGGAGCAGGAAGAGGCAGAGUGUGUGUUUGUGUGAGUGUGUGUGUGUGCGCUACAUGGGCAGGUGUCCACGGAGCAGGGAGAGUGUGUGUGCACUACAUGGGCAGGUGUGUGUGUGUGUGCGCUACAUGGGCAGGUGUCCAGUGCUACACAGCUGGAGUAGAACACUUUCCUUUUACUUUUUAAAACAAGUUCCAUCUAAAUACCUGCAGUACCUGCCUGACCAAAGUCUUAAUUCAAAGUGAUCUGUGUUGCACAAGGGCAUCACUAAACUUAGUUGAUGUUAACAAGUACGUCAAGCGGAGUGUUUGCUGACGUGAUCAUGUAAGUGUUUGUGUGCAUUUUAAUUCUCAAAUGUAAGUGUGGGAGUGCAGUCCUGUGUGUGUGUGUGUGUGUGUGUGCUGGUCAGUCCUCUGUGUGCUAUUGAAAGUGUGUCUGUGUCUCCCAUACUGGCCCAUGCCACAUGCAGAUCAAAAACACUUCAUUGCCUGUAAAGUCUUUUGUUUUUGACUUUAUUUUUGUUCUGUACAUACAUGAACAUCUGUACAAAAUAUGACUUUCAUACUAUGUAAUGCUCUACCUAAUAAAAGUACAACAUAUGUACAUAUAACCUGGAAA